Messenger RNA from Stegodyphus dumicola, 1775 nucleotides. RefSeq lists its product as uncharacterized. The record is from RefSeq and is a predicted model, not a curated record. NCBI's taxonomy places the organism in Eukaryota, Metazoa, Arthropoda, Arachnida, Araneae, Eresidae.
AGGAGCAGCUGUACGGUGACUGGUGCUUAAACCCGUAUUCUUCACGUUCCUUGUUCUUAUACCGAGGGCUUCGUUCGUUAGUUUGUUAAUUCAGAUGAUAUCAUUGCAAGGCGGGAGAAGAAGCAAUUAGGCGAGAUAUUUUUUUAGUUGGUAGUUGAAUUCAAAAGUCGCUUUCCAUAUUAUUUUUGUGACAAUUUUGCUUUGUCAUGGAAAGGAAACCGAAGAAGCGUGCAGCUCGCCUAACAAUUAAGCAAAAACAACUUCUUCUGAAAUUUGCUGAAGAAAAUCCUGACUUUCAGAGAAUAAAAACUGAUGAUAAUUUUACUUUAGAAAAGAAGAACAAACUCUGGGACAGGGUCACGACCUUAUUAAAUUCUGAUGGUCUAGGUGCUGUGAAAAGUCCACACGAAUGGCGUAAAACAUGGAACUGCUGGAAGUCAUCUGUUCGAACACAAUAUGCUAAAAGUCAUCAGUGCGAAAAAGGACCGGGGGGAAUAAUGCGUAUGAGCGCAGAGGACGAGGAACUUUUGGGUCUCGUUGGUGUGUUAGGCGGAAAUCCUGGAACUGAGAAGAUGAAUUACGAGACAGAUACAGAUGAAAAUUAUAUGGAGGUGAGAGUCCUAAGAAAUUCAGGAAGUUUAAUCCCAGGCAAAGAACCUGAAAAUUCUGAAGAAUUUAUUCCAGAAGACAGUUCAUCUGAAGAAAGUGCCUUUUCUAUCAUUCCAGUGUCAGGGCAAUUUCAAGGUCAUGUUGAAAACAGUCAACAGUCCAUUAAUCGUCUGCAUAGAAAGAGCUCCUUUCGAGAGACCAAAGGCAGCCCAUACAUGAAACGUCAGAGGACUUCGCAGGAAUACGUUGAAAAGGUAUAUAUCGAUACCUGUAUCAAUCUCCAUUUUGAACUUCAUGUGUGAACUUCAACGAAAGUGUAUCUUAAGCCUAGACUCCUGCAGAAGAUCCGACAUUAUCACAGACCUGCUCACCAAAUCCCUAGAAAUACCUGUGUUUGAAAAACUUCAAGAAUCGGUGCAGAUGGUCAUCCUGCCCAUGAAAUAAGGUGUUAAUAUAUAGUGAUUAGCAGCGCUCAUCACCACUAAAACAAUAAAAAUUCCAUUCCAGCUGUGCUUCUGUGGAAGAAUUGGAAGAUUAACAAUACUUCAGUCAUUCACGCUGAUGUGAAAGGACUGUAAAAAGAACUCUUGGCAUAGGUGAUAGCUUAAACUUCUAUUAAAAAUGUAUUAUGAUGUGCAAAAGCAUCGAACAAUCCUCUCCAAAUAUGUGUUAAUGUUUUUCAUACCAUUUACUGUACAAACUGUUCGGAUUACCCAAGUAAGAGACAGUGUGCUGCCCACGAAGUAUGAAAAUUGUUUCUUUUCCUUAUUCAAUUAAUUCUUUUAUAAUCAUUUACAACCCUUUGUUAGCUAGUUUGUGAAUUACUGUGUAAUUUAAGGUUUGCAUGAUAUAAUACAGAGGGUGUUUACACAUUUUUAGAACGAUUUCCGGCCGUUUAAUUAAUAUUUAAAACCUAAAAAGCAUUUUUUUAAAUGUUGAAACUCAUAGCCUUUUCACUGGGCAAUAAGUUUGCAUGGUGAUUUCCAUGACAGAAGGGCCUUUCAUAGCAUUCCCACGGCUAUCAGUUCUCCCACUACUUUCCAGAGUUCAUCAAUAGUGGUGGAUUUGCGCUUAGACAGAGUUUUUUUUCAAGAGAUCAAAGUCACAGACAAAGUAUAUAUGCAAUACCUGUAUCUGUCUUCAUUACUUCAAGGAAUGCAGUGGUA